AAGCGGCUCCAGGCUCUUCUUCUCUUUAUGCAGUUUACAGAUAUUUUGGGGUUUAUUAGCGCCACCUACAGCCUGCUACUGGCUCCUGUGGUAGCAGAGACUUCAAUCAGGUAUCGGUACAUAUCCAGGUGAGCCCAGUGUUACCUGGAACAGGCGGGAAAAAUCUAAGUUUUCUCAAUAAUCUUAAUUUCCAUGUGCAGAACUUCCUGCUUGUUCUGGUUUGUUCAGAUGUAGUGGCGGCCCGGUCCGACCCGACCAGCUCCAUCUGCUCCAUGUUGCUCCGAUCUGAGGGUGUGAAGCUGGGGUCAAGGGUCAAGCUGCAACAAUGUCUGCUGUGGUCCUGAGGAAUGGACCGAGCCCGGCAGAACCAGAUACAAGCAGUUAGAAUGAGUCUUUAGCUGCAUGAUGAGCUCUGGGAGUUUCGGGGGAACCGCUCUCCUGGGAGGAACAACCGGAAUGAGAUCCAGGUGAAUUCUGGGAAAAUGGUCUGAUAGGAUCUACUGAGAACAAGGUCCAGCCUGACCUGAAACCUUCAGAUGUUCUGGCUCUUUGUUAAAACGUUGAUGAUGAGAAUCCAGAACCCGACCUGAGGACACCGUCGGCUCCGGGCCCCUCUGAGGACGGCUCCCGUUCCUGGGGACGCUGUGCACCAGGGGGACAGCAUGUCCUCACUGGGACAGACAUGUCCUGGUGUCCUGAGUUCUCUGAGUCAGCAGGAAGACGGUUAUCAGCCAUCGUUGAUGACGGAGCAGAAAGUUUCAGGAAAACAGGAUUUCCUGUUGGACUGAGGCCCAACCUGAGGCUCCUGGUGGCAGGCAGGUCCUGAACAUUCACAGCAGGGUCAAAGUUCAUCCCUGGACCCAGAACAGAGAGAAGAAACACUGGAUCAGCUCCCAGUUUGGAGCGCUGGGAUGCAGAGAGGAAACUAGAGCAGGUUGGUUUUCAGGAAGCAGGAGGAGGAGGAAGCCCUGAAAAGAGCCGCUCAGACCGGGCUGGACAGCAGACCGGGUCAGAACCAGAAGAGAUGGAGGUCCUGCUGAGUUUCCAGAUGCUGGUUCUGAUGAUGACGACGGCCGCCUCGCAGCAGAACUUCUGCUCCAACUCCACGGUGCUGAGGACGCAGACGGCCUGCCACUCCUGCUCCAUCUCCAUGUUUGUUCCGUGUCCCACUGGAUUCAGGAGAAGUCCAGGAAGCCUGACGUCCGGCUGCAAGUACCAAAUCCGGACCAGCAGCCUGCAGCUGGCCGUCAGCGGCUGCUCCUUCCAGUGCUUCCAGCAGGUGGAGGUGAAGAGCUGCUGCCCCGGAUACUGGGGUCCGGACUGCAUGGAAUGUCCUGAUCGGGCCGACGGGCCCUGCAGUGGCAGAGGGGUCUGCUCUGAUGGGCUGGGGGGGAACGGCACCUGCAGCUGCCAGGUUGGUUUUGCAGGAACGGCGUGUGAGGACUGCUCUCCUGGACGUUACGGCCCCACCUGUAGUUCAGAGUGCUCCUGUGUCCACGGUCUCUGCGGUUCUGGACUCAAAGGAGACGGUCGCUGCACCUGCUUCUCUGGGUACCGAGGUCCUCGCUGUGACCAGGAGCUCCCAGAGUGUGCGGCCCUCAGCUGCCAGCAGAACGCCCGCUGCAUGGAAGAAGCUCUGACUGGACAGCUGGUGUGCCAGUGUUUGCCUGGUUAUGAGAAAUCAGGAUCUCAGUGUUUAGCCAAGAACCCGUGUCUCCGGCCGGUCUGCCAUUCCUGGGCUUCCUGUGCCCACACUGGACCGGACCAGCACCACUGCACCUGCAACCCAGGCUACAGCGGCGACGGACAGGUCUGCAUGGCGGUCGAUCCUUGUCAGACCCAAAACGGAGGAUGUUCUGCCAGGACCACUCGCUGCAUCUAUGAUGGACCCGGAAAGUCCCACUGUGAGUGUCUACCAGGCUUUGAGACGCUGGCGGACGGCAGCUGCAACCUGAAGGACGUCUGCAAACCCGACUCCUGUCACCAGAACGCCAACUGCUCCACGGUGGAACCGGGUCGGGUCCGGUGCGCCUGUCUCCAGGGCUACAUCGGGAAUGGGAAGGUUUGCUUUGGGAACAUCAUGGAGCGUCUCAGGGAACUGAACACUCAGCCUGGGAAGGAGUGGAGCGGCCAGCUGAGCAACGCCAUCUCUCUGUUCGAUUCUCUGUCUUGGCCUCUUCAGAACUUGGGUCCGUUUACGGUUUUUGUUCCGGUGAAUCGAGGUUUCAGGGGAAACUCUGUACGGACUCUGACUGCCGACUCAUCCAAAGCUAAGUACCUGUGUAAGAUGCACCUGGUUGCUGGUUCAAUGCCGUCCUCCACUCUGGUGAAAACAGAUGUCUUCUACACGCUGUCCGGAAAGGCAGGAGAGACGGAGACGUCUGACAGGGGUGGUCAGAUCAGAAUCCGUAUCCAUGGCAGCAGGAGGCGAGGUGAGGUCAUCAAGUCGGACCUGGCAGCGUCCAACGGACUCAUCCACAUCAUCACGAAGCUGAUGGACAGCGUCCCGGCCACCGUGGAGAGCAGGCCAGAUGAGAACUUGAUGAAAAUCAUCUCUGACUAUGGCAAAUUGGAGACUUUCAAGUCCCUGCUUGAGCAAGCUGACCUGGCCUCUGUGAUGGACCUCCCUCAACCAGUCACGGUCUUCACUCCAACUACUGAAGCUUUUAACGGCAUGAAGGAGGGUCACCUGCAGUUCCUCCGCAGUGCAGAGGGUCGCAGCAAGCUGACAGAGUUCCUCCGGAACCACAUCAUCCCGUCCACCUCGCUGGAGGUCUACAACAUUGUGUCCAGCCCCACCGUUGUGACAAUGGCCAACCAGGUCCUGGUCAUCAACGUAACAGAAAACGGUCAGAUUCUGGUCAACGGAGCGGCCGUUCUGGAGGCAGCCGUGGAGGCCAAGAAUGGACGGCUGUACGUGAUGAACGGAGUCCUGACUCCACCCUCCAUCCAACCUUUGCUGCCUCACAGGUGUGACAUCACAGAGACCAAGAUUAUAAAGGGUGAAUGUGUCAGCUGCACCAAGGUCCACCUGUUCCAGUGCUCAUCAGGAGUCUACACGGGCACCUCCAACCUCGGGUGUCUUUACACCCUCUCCUUUGACAAAUCUCCCAUCAGGGUCCCAUCCAGAGGUUGCGCACCACUCUGCAACGCCAAUGUAACGACUCCAGCCUGCUGUAAAGGUUUCUACGGUCCGGACUGCGCUCCCUGUCCAGGUGGCUUUAACACACCCUGCUCCGGACAUGGCCAGUGUAUGGAGGGCAUCAGAGGAAACGGGUCGUGUAUCUGUGAACCCAACUUCAGAGGCUCUCGCUGUCAGUACUGCUCCUCCUUCAACAAAUAUGGUCCAAACUGCGACAGAACUUGUCCCUGCGUCCGUGGACAGUGUGACAACCGUCCAGACUCAGAUGGACGAUGUAAGCUGGACUCUUGUCUUCGAGGUUUCACGGGUCGGUUCUGUGAGCGACAGACAUCUGUCUGUGGAGGCCUGGCCCAGUUCUGCCAUGCCCAUGCUGACUGUGACUUCACUGAUGGAUCACCCAGGUGUGUUUGUAAAGCUGGUUUCCAAGGCGAUGGGAUCACCUGUGUGGAGUCGGACCCCUGUGCUCCGCCUCUCCGAGGCGGCUGCAGUGUGAACGCAAAAUGUAUAAAGACAGGCCCAGGUACUCACAGCUGCCAGUGUCUGACUGGCUGGACAGAGGACGGAAACGAGUGUCAGCCCAUAAACAACUGUGAUGGUCCUGAUGGGGGAGGCUGCCACCCAAACGCCUCCUGCAUCUACAUUGGACCUGGACAGAGUGACUGUGCCUGUAAGGCCGGCUACCAGGGGAACGGACUCGCCUGUGAGGCUGUCAACCAGUGUGUGACGGCUAACGGAGGCUGCCACUUCAGGGCCAGCUGUCUCCUGCUGUCCUCACAGUGGACAUGUGUCUGUGACCAUGGGUAUGUUGGAGACGGACUCCUGUGCUACGGUACCAUCGACCAGGAGCUGAUGGUUCUGCAGAACGCCUCAGACUUCUUCCGCUGGACCACGGACUCCGGCCUGUCUCGCUCUUUAUCGGAUCAGAACCUGACCCUCCUGGUACCAACGUCCGCUGCCGUCGCUCAGAUGUCCCCAGAGGACAGGAGCUUCUGGACAAUGAAGGGAAACCUGCCAAGCCUCAUCAGAAACCACGUCCUGCCUGGCGUCUUGUCCUCCUCCACACUGAGGAACAUCUCAUCAGUGACCUCUCUGCUGACCUCAUCGCUUCCUGUUUCAACCAGCCAGCAGAUCACAUCAGUAGGAGGAGCAACCAUCAUCGCUGCAGACGGCGCUGCCACCAACGGCCUGAUCCAUUUUAUUAACAAGGUUCUGGUUCCUGACAGGAAGCUGAGCGAAGGCCUGCUGGCCGUGCUCGCUCUGAGGCCAGAGUUCUCGCUCUUCCGAUCCUACCUCAUCGAGUACAACCUGACGAAGGAGAUCGAGCGAGCCGAGGAGUUCACCGUGUUCGCCCCAACAGACUCUGCCAUCACACAAUACCUCCAGCAGGUGGCAGCACCUGUCUUGGAUAUCAACAUGACCCGUUAUCAUGUGGUUCUGGCGGAGCGCCUGCUAAAGACGGACCUUCAGCCUGGAGGAUACAGGGAGACGCUCCUCGGAUUCCCCUUCCAGAUCGGGAUCUACCCUCGAGACGGAAAGCUGUUUGUGAACGAUGCUCAGAUCAACUCCUCCAACCUGCUGUGUGGUAAAGGAGUGAUUCACGGUCUGUCAGCGGUUCUUCACAUCAACAGAAACCGCUGCGACAAACUGACGUACAGUAAAGUAAAGGGAUCAUGUGGAAACUGUUUACUGCCCAAAAACCAAAAGUGUCCCAGUGGCACCGACCAUGAUAAAUCAGUGAGGAUGAGGAGCUGCCUGUACAGACACAGCAUGGAAGGAGAAUCCCACAUGACCAUCGGCUGCAUAGCGACCUGCCUCCGGAAGAACAUCGAGCGCCGGUGCUGUGAAGGGUUUUUCGGAGAGCACUGUGAGCCUUGUCCGGGUCCGAAGGGGCAGGCCUGUUUCGGUAAUGGACUGUGCUCAGACGGGGUCAACGGCACCGGAGUCUGUCAGUGCAACAAGGACUUCCAUGGGACGGCCUGUGAAUCCUGUCGGAGCGGAAAAUACGGAGUUCACUGUGAUCAAGGCUGCCAGUGUAAGAACGGACUCUGUGAAGAGGGACUGAACGGAGACGGGACCUGCCAGUGUGACGUCGGCUGGAGAGGCGUUCACUGUGAAGAGAAAAUCGAAUCCAAAGCUGAUGAGCUGUGUGGUUCUGUGAAAUGUCAUAGCAGCGCAAACUGUGCGGUUCAAACAUCUGGAUCUCGGUGUCUGUGUGCUGCUGGGUUUGAGGGAAAUGGGACGUUCUGUAAAGCUGCAGACCCAUGUCUGGUGAAGAACGGCGGCUGCAGUCCGUAUGGGGUUUGUAAACGGACCCGACCCGGCAGCAGAGACUGUGUCUGUGGGCGCGGCUACGCUGGAGACGGGUUUGUGUGUGUGGAGAUCAAUCCAUGUCUGGAGGGGAAUGGAGGAUGCCAUGCUAAAGCGGAGUGUAUCCAUGUUGGACCAAACAAAACUUCCUGUGUCUGCAGCAAAGGUUACUCAGGUGAUGGACAGAACUGCACCAUUGUCAACUUGUGUGCAAAGAAAAAUGGCGGCUGCCACCAGUUUGCCCGGUGCAACAUGACAGGACCCAGCAUUCGGUCCUGCACCUGCUAUGAAAACUUUGUUGGAAAUGGUUUCAAGUGCAAAAGCACCUUGGAGAGGGAGCUGAGGUACAAAGGGUCCAUCAACUUUUACUUCAGUUUGGUGAUGAUGGAGAUUAUCCUGAAAGGUCGUGGUCCCUUCACUGUCUUUGCUCCAAAUGAAGAGUCCACCAUGUCUAACAACAGCUUGCUGAGUGAUCUGAAGGAAAGCUACAUUGUGAAACACAGAGAAACUUUCGCCAACGUGCUGCGCGGCCACAUCGUCAUGUGUCACACUUUGCUGCCCGACAACCUGAACCAAACCCGAAACCUGACCAGUUUGUCCGGACUCGUCCUCACCACUCGCUCCACCCAGGGUAAAAUCACCAUCAACGAGGCUAAUUUGACCAACAGCGACGACGUCAGCGUUAACGGCAUCAUCCAUGAAAUUGACUCCAUUCUGUUACCUCCCAACCUCAACAGAGACAAUAUGCUCAUCCCGAAUCCCACAGAGCUGAACCUGACAGACGUGGCUGAAAGACAUGGUUAUAAAACCUUCUACAAGCUUCUGAAGGUAAAACUCUACCACAGAGUCCAUCUGAUCUCUGGACGCAGCUGGACCCAGCUGGACCCAGCUGGACCCCAGGAGGUCCAGGACACAGGAGUGAUGGACCUGAUGGACAAUGUGAUUUUCCAGCCAGUGACAAUCUUCCUGCCAUCUGAUGAUGUCAUGGCCUCUCUGCCACAGCAGCAGAAGGACUACUUGUUCCAUCAGCAAAAUCGACCACAGCUGCAGGAGUACCUGAAGUAUCACGUCAUGAUAAGCCAGAAGGUUUAUGCAGAAGGGUUGAUCUACCUGGAAUCCGGUCGGACUCUGCAGGGUUCAGCUCUCUCUUUCUCCUGCGGCGGUCCGGAUAAAAUUGGAGAAAUCUACGUUAAUGAUGGAUCAUGUCGGAUCACCGAGAGGCAUCUGGUGUUCAGAGCUGGGAUUGCGUAUGGAAUAGACUGUCUGCUGAUCCCACCCAGCCUCGGGGGGCGCUGUGACGAGCAGACGGUGUUAGAUCUCAAGAUGAACUGUGGUCCAUGCACAAGAACUGCUACUGUCUGUCCCAGAGGAACCGUGAAAAAGGAAGUUGAGAACUGUGAUCUUCCAACCUUGUUCGUCAGUAAAAACUCUGGCUGUCAGCCCACCUGUACCAUCAACUUCUGGCAUCCAAAGUGUUGUUCUGGUUUCUAUGGGAGAGACUGUCUGGUGUGUCCUGGAGGAGUCCACUCCCCCUGCAGUCACCGAGGUCAAUGCGAUGAUGGUCACCUUGGUAGCGGCACCUGUACCUGUGACCCAGGUUUUAAGGGCACGGCCUGCGAGAUGUGCAGCGACGGGUUCUACAGUCCGAGUUGUAAAGCCUGCAACUGUUCGGAUCAGGGGUCAUGUGACGACGGGCUCCGGGGGACGGGUUUGUGCUUCUGUGAGGAAGGGUGGACCGGAGUACGAUGUGACAUUCAGCAAACUGAGGUCUUCCACUGCUCUCCGCCCUGCUCUCCAAAGGCCGUCUGUCAGGAAAACAACACCUGCGUCUGUCGACCAUUCCACGUAGGAGACGGACUCACCUGCACAGUGGUGGACCUGUGUAAGAUCUGGAAUGGUGGUUGUGCCAAAGAAGCUAAAUGUUCUCAGAGAGAGGAGAAGGUGAGCUGCACGUGUCCUCAGAGCCACUCUGGAGACGGCGUCACCUGUCUACCUGUGGACCCCUGUGCCAGCGGGGACAACGGCGGCUGCAGCGAGCACGCCACCUGCACCAUGACGGCUCCAGGGAAGAAAAGGUGCACCUGUAAGGACGACUACAUUGGAGACGGAGUUAGCUGUGAACUCAGACAGCUGCCAAUCAGCCGCUGUCUCCUGGACAAUGGAGGCUGCCAUCCAGACGCUAAAUGUACCGACCUCCACUUUGAAGAUGCAACGCUGGGCGUGUUCCACUACUGGUCACCUAAAGGUCGGUACAAGCUGGACUACACCGCAGCUCAGCAGGGCUGCAGGGCAGAGGGAGCCACCCUAGCAAACUACACUCAGCUGUCCUAUGCUCAGCAGGGUGGACUGAACAUGUGUGCUGCUGGCUGGUUGGACCAAGCCCGGGUCGCCUACCCCACCACCUACUCCAAUCCCAACUGUGGCUUUGGACACGUGGGCAUUGUGGACUACGGCACCCGGAAAAACCUGAGUGAGACCUGGGAUGCCUUCUGCUACCGGAUGAAGGAGGUGCAGUGUGUCUGUAAACCAGGUUACAUUGGCGAUGGACUCAGCUGUACAGGAAACCUGCUGCAGGUCCUCAGGUCCACCCCCACCUUCUCCAACUUCCUGAUUCAAAUCAUGAACUAUUCUGAGGUGUCCGACUCUGGAAGGAGGUUUGUGAAGAGCCUCGGUAACCUGGACGUCCAGUCCACCCUGUUUGUCCCGGAGAACAGCGGUCUGCCGGAGAACCUGACCCUUUCCCCGCGGGACAUCGAGUCCCACCUGUCUGAGGGUCAGGCUCUUCCUCUGAGCCAACUGAGGAACAACAGCCGGAUCAGGACUCGAGCUGGCAGUCUGUCUGUCCUUGGGGUUGCCGACCUGCUCAACCCUUCAGCUCUGGCUUCCUGUUUCAUCAACGACCGCUUCGUCACCGACUCCGACAUUCGUGCUUCUAACGGGAUCAUCCACGUCCUCCAGGGGCCUCUGGAAGCUCCUCCUCCCCAUCCAGAUAUGCAUUCAGCCCACCAGGCUGGGAUGGGAGUGGGCCUGGUUCUCCUGAUCCUUCUGGUGGUGGGAGCCAUCUUUGUUGGAUACCGGUUCUACCACCACAGCAGCAAACCCUUCCAGUUCCACUACUUCAAGGAGGACGACGACGGAGAAGAAGAACCUGCAGCUGAAACCACAAACUACAGCCGCAGCAUCUCUAACCCGGUCUAUGAAGCAGGUCCAGAACCAGCAGGUCCAGAACCGAGCCAGUCCAAUGGAUCCGGAGCCCCUGGGAGUCCAGAGCCGUCUGUCCAGGUGGAGGACAGCUGAACCUGGACCCGGCCUGCUGGGUCAGAACCACUCCUACAGCCAUCAGAGACCCUGAAGGGUGGAGUCCUAAACCUGGACGCCUUCAGGAACCAGCUGAAGCUCAGAUGUAAAAGUUCUACAGUGUUCUGGUUCUGAUGGAGUUCUGGAAAAGAGAAUAAAGUAUCAACAAGCUGAUCUGA
Poecilia reticulata (guppy) is the source of this 8925-nucleotide messenger RNA. The record is from RefSeq and is a predicted model, not a curated record. Lineage: Eukaryota; Metazoa; Chordata; Actinopteri; Cyprinodontiformes; Poeciliidae.